AGAAGAGCUGAAUGAAGUCGACGGGAGGAAGUUGCGGUUAAUGCAGCUCCACACCUUUCCGGUGUAGCAGCACUGCGACCAGCUCGACUUAAAGGAGAAAGACGAGAGCUGGGUGUAUUUAUCCAGACAGGAGGGGGAGAUAGGAGGGAGAUAAGAAGUGGAGUUGCGUGAGUGGAUACACGUGUCGCUGAGUCACCGAGGAUUUCCUUCCAAGACCACAGCAGCGGGGCGAAGUUACCCCGGCGCGACGCUUUAUGGACUAGCCGCCGAAAGCUGCUUUUUCCUCCCCCGGUAGCGGCGAAGAGAACAAGGGCGCACCCGAUGUGGAGGACCGGACGCCAGAAGGAACUCACAAGUACCGCGGCCUUUUCGGGGCCUUUCCGACCUACGGCGUCUGCUCUCUGCACGUUUUAAUCGCCUCGGCCUGUCUUGGUCCCACGGCUUUAGGUUGAUUUUUUUUUUUUUGGCAACAAAAUGAACGUCCAGCAACAGCUGGUGCCAAGUUCUUAGUCGAACCAUGCCGUGUUGUGUGUAGGGCCUUCAAACCGUCUUAUACUUUGACCGUAACUUCACUGUAGGCACGAGUAAAAAGCCAAACUUGACUUUUCGAUUCUCCCUCAAAUGCUCUUCGCUGAGACAUGUUUCCAGAAGUAAGCCCAUAAGCGGAAGCUAUAAGAAAAAAGUGAAUAAUCAUCAGCAACGGUAUCAUCUCUCUUCCCCCCCCGGUUAGGAUCGAAGUAUUUAUGCACCAGAGUUCAAAAUGGGGAAAGUGCUGUCUAAAAUAUUCGGCAACAAGGAGAUGAGAAUAUUAAUGCUCGGACUUGAUGCUGCGGGAAAGACGACGAUCCUUUACAAACUGAAACUCGGACAGUCCGUCACCACCAUCCCCACGGUCGGCUUCAACGUGGAGACCGUCACCUACAAAAACGUCAAGUUCAACGUCUGGGACGUCGGGGGGCAGGAUAAGAUUCGCCCCCUGUGGCGACACUACUACACGGGCACCCAGGGGUUAAUUUUCGUGGUGGAUUGCGCGGACAGGGAUCGCAUCGACGAGGCGAGGCAGGAACUCCACCGCAUCAUCAACGACCGGGAGAUGCGCGAUGCCAUCAUCUUGAUAUUCGCCAAUAAGCAAGACCUCCCGGACGCCAUGAAGCCGCACGAGAUCCAGGAGAAGCUCGGCCUGACCCGCAUCAGGGAUCGGAAUUGGUAUGUUCAGCCCUCCUGUGCGACCACGGGCGAUGGACUCUACGAGGGCUUGACGUGGCUAACCUCGAAUUACAAGUCUUAAUGAUUUGAGUGCUGACUGUUUUAGGUCAAAACUAUAAUAACCGUUGCAAGUAACAGAUAACUUCUCGAAAGGAACAUGGUUAAGAAGUUGAUUUAUCUCCCGUUUAUUUUGAAUACUACGUUGCCCCCCCCACGACUAAUUUAUCUUUAACUUGGUUUGCUGGCCUAAAGUUUGCUUGUGCUCUGUAGCAGGCCUGUUUCACGUUCAUUACCUUGGGUUUAGCUUGAUGAAUAAUUGGCCCUAAUGUUAAAGCCAGCAAGAACACCGCCUUUGCCUAUUCUUUGCCCUGUUUGUAUGAUUUCUUUUUUUUUCUCCUUCCUGAUGAAGCUUUUGUCUCGAUUCUUAGACUAAAACUUUAUUCAAGGUUCUUCAGUCUCUGUUGCAUUGAACUUGGAUCUUUUUUAUUUUUCAUGAGGUGAGCUCUUUAAUGUCACAGUAUACCUGAAGGACUUUGACAUCUGUUUUGAACGCAGUACUGUGAUGAAAUAUAUUUCUUAAUGAUAUUGAAUGCUGCAAGGGGAAAACAAAAAAUAAACACCGUUACUUACAAUUCAGUGUCAUCCGUCUUAACAUCAGAGAAACAAAAAAAAAAGCUACUUGAGACACGUUUUGAUACCCAUCUGCAUUCCUCUUGGUGGGGUAUAUAAUUUACCAAUUGACCUAUUCUGUGUCACUUCUUGAUACUUAAUUGUGCUGAAUCAAAAGUUUAAGGCCUCCAGUAACUCUUAAACAUGCUUGUUGGGAUGCAUUUUUGAUUUUUGGGUAACUCGUAAGUUGACUCAAUCUUUCCAAAGGAAUGUCAUUCAGCUCUGCGCUCUCUAAAUCUGAUACCACAGUUGAUUAGUGUCAGUAUUGGGACAUUAUAUGAUAGCCUAUAUCUGUAGCAUGAGUACGCAAGUACAGUAACCCUACAUCAGCCCAUCUGUCGUGCAGUCAGAGGGAGCUGCUCACUGGGGGGGGGGGGGGGGGGGCACGGUGAAGACACCCUGGGGUGCAGCUCUUACUCUCAUUUUGACUGGGGGGAACCAUGUACAGAACAGUGUCAUUGUAAUGUCUUAUUAAAAAAGUGAUUUUAAAUCCGU
Gasterosteus aculeatus aculeatus (three-spined stickleback) is the source of this 2370-nucleotide messenger RNA. RefSeq names its product ADP-ribosylation factor 6b (gene arf6b). NCBI's taxonomy places the organism in Eukaryota, Metazoa, Chordata, Actinopteri, Perciformes, Gasterosteidae. Gene Ontology annotation, molecular function: GTPase activity; GTP binding. The record is from RefSeq and is a predicted model, not a curated record.